CCCAAAUCAUCCGAAUGGAUUUUUGAAAGGGAUUUAAUUUCUUUCAGCUUAUCGCUAACGCAAUUCGCAGAACUACGUUCUACAAGGAAGGGGUUUCAAAUAGGGGAUGACAUGCCAUUAGUUAAGUUCUUGCGUUCACAUACAUUCCUAGGCUCCUUGAUUUUCCAAUUGGCUAUCUACUGACGUACUAAACGAAGAUAGAGUAUAUUUAUCCAGUCAGUCACUGCCAUGCCUCCACCUUGUUGUUGUGUGGUUCGGAAACCGCAAAACCCUAGAUUUGAUGAGAUUCACGGCCUAAGCUUGAGCUUAUCAGCGGCGGAUGGGGCACUUGUCGCACACUCAGCAUGGUUUCAUAGCCUUCAUUUCUUAUCGGUCUAAUACACCACUUAACGGGCGAGAUUCGUAGGAAUCUAAACAAUUUCUAUAAUUGCAGAGAUGCCAUGUUGUUGUUCCUAGUCCUUCUCUUCUCUAGCUCAAUGUUUAAUUCUAACCCUCCCAUCCUAACAGAACAUAUCUGUAGACACUCUCUCAAUCGUUUUGCUAGAAUAUCAGAUUCUGAUCAUCACCCCACCUGAAAGGGCCUAAAACACUGAUGACGAAAGUAUAUCAUCAAAUAUGAAAGAAUAACAGCAGGCAGCCCGAUGCCGAUUAACUUUUUCUCCAACUACUCUGUCCUGGUUUGUAUGCAAGUGCGGGGACUACUCGCGGUGGGUAGACAUCGAAGCCUUGUCAUCUGCAGAAUUCCUGCAGAAAAUCUCGUAUCCUGGUCUGCAGAACGUUAAACCUGGGUUUAUCACAUAUACUCAAAACUAUCACCAAACUGAGGUUUGCUUCAACAAAUGACCACUUCCCAGCGAUCGGAGAAAGACAUGGAUUGGAAGUGGCGAGUCGAACUUGCGAUAAGAAACAUCACCCUGCAGCACUAGCAACUCGAUGUUGGUGAAACAGAAAGAAUGAAGCCUUUACGACAUAGCUACCCCUCACACAAACUCAACAAUUUGAUCCGAAUAUCCUUUCGAUGUGAUUCGUUGGAAUAGAGAGAGAUGCACGAGCCCAUGUCGCACAUGACGUCUAAAAUUUGAGGAUACGCGCAACCUGGGGAUACGCACAGCCAUCUUUGAUCUGCCUUGAUUUCUGGAGACAUGGCGGGCUGAGAAUACCCUGUCUACGCCACCUUUGGGGGAAAUAGAAAAAAUCACAAUGUCAAUUUACGAGAUUUCAGAUUUUUGGAUAGUCAAAAUGCCCUGCGAGAAGGUAGCAGCAUUCUUUGGUGACGCAUUUGCACCCUGGGAAUACAAACCAUGCAACCGAAAGGGUGUGGUGCAUUAUUAAUUUGACUCGGAGAUUGGAAAUCCACAUUGAUUGACACAAACGAGAAAUGGGAGGCAUGCCUCUGCCUUGACUUAAUCGUUGAGAAAAUGAUCUUUUAACGCUGGGUGAAAUUACCGCAAUACUAGUGAGAGGUUUUUGCACAUUUACCAUCACGCUGCAUCCACGGAUCCCUUCAUCAGGAGAUUGGGCGCUCAGGCGAAUGUGAGAGCGUUACGGGAACAGGUGUUGAUCAGAUCAGCUCUUUCGAGCCUCUUCACAGCUGUUUACUCCUCUGGUCUGGCCAUGCCAUAGGCUCCCGUCUACCAAUUAUUUUGAAAUCUUGGAAAACGAGUUUGCUGCACACCUGUCAGCUCUGCGAGUCCGUGCAACUUCCAAAUUUAAGUCUGAUCCGCAUGGUUCAACUGUAUACAUCGAAUUGCAAACUGGCCUACAGGCCAUAGUAUCGAGGCUGAAGCGGAUCUCCCACUGGCUGGUCACAGAAUUUGGGGGGUAUGGCCGAUCUCCGACUUUCGCUCGAGCGAGAGAGCUUCCUGCUUCACCUGUGCGCUAUAAAAAGCUGGAUAAAACUGCAACCUUCUCAAAUUAACAACUCAUCCGGCAGGAAGCCUUUUCGUUUUGGGGUCUCAUAUCAAUUUCUUACACCUAGUUCUAUUUCUUAGCCUUGCAUCUACCUGCUUGAAUUCGUCGACAUACAAUGGCACCUAUUCUGGUUACGGGUGUCCACUCCGGAAAAGGUCCCCGUGGUGAAAUCCCUCUUCGUCUGGAGAUCCACGACUUGCAGAAGGACAUCCACAAAUGGAGUCUUUACGUCCUAGCAUUGAGGAUCUUUUAUGAUAGACCGGCAGACCAUCCUAAAUCAUACUUCCAGAUUUCAGGGAUUCACGGGAUGCCAUAUCUGCCAUGGAACGGCGAGGAGGUGCCAAAAAAUGGACCUAAACCAACAGGCUAUUGCACCCAUAGUACUGUUCUCUUCCCAAGUUGGCAUCGUCCUUAUGUUGCUCUUUACGAGCAACUCAUCCAAGAAAUCAUUGCAACAGAGAUCCUUCCCAAAAUCCCGGAGAAUCAUGAGGAUUACCAGAAGUACAAGAAGGCGACUGAAACGUUUAGGAUCCCAUAUUGGGAUUGGGCUGCUCCCCCGCCAGAGUCAAAACAGGAGAUUAUAGCCAAAUGGCUCCCCCCAACCUCCCAAGAAAAUAAGGUUCCAAACCUUGUCCCUGGCUUUCCGCAAGUGAUAGACAAUCCUCUCUACCAAUAUGUCCUAAAGCCGCAGGGAGGAAAGACAACAUUCGGCGAUUUUGGUGUUCAGACACUGAAAGUCGGACCCAACGACGACGUGGAAUACGGAGAUUGUGUUGGCCUCAGCAGGUGCCCGGAAAACAUGUACUAUCUGACGAAGCAGGAGGCGGAGACGGAAGGUAAAGUGUGGAGUACAGACUUCCCUGAAAAGUGGCGUGAGGGAGAAAUAAGGAGUUUUGAGGUUUAUAACAACUUCACGAACACUAUGCCCUGGUUCCUUCCCGGGACUAAGCCCGAGAUUUCGAAAAAGGAGCACGAUGCGGCUGAAAAUAUCUGGCGCCUAUUCGAAUACGCGCUGAAAUAUGCCGAUUUUGCCACGAAUGGAGAGCUUCCCAAGACCGACGAUCAAGUGAAAACAGGCCAGUGGUAUCAAAGCUUGGAAUCCAUACAUAAUAAUGUGCAUUUGUUUGUCGGCGGGGACAACAAUGGACAUAUGACACAAGUCCCUGUUGCUUCUUUUGAUCCGUUUUUCUGGCUUCACCACGCGAAUGUCGAACGAUUUUAUUCGAUAUGGCAGUAUAUCCAUGAGGAUGAGUGGUUCGGAGAUACCACAGAAAUACUGAAAGAUGCACUUGGAAAUAUGUUAAACGCACAGGGAGAAGUCGUUUCCUCGGAGAAGGACGCAGCACGGAUCACUGUUGGACCAACCACUCCACUUGCGCCUUUCCGGAGCAGCCAGGGUAAAUUUUAUACCUCUGACGAUGUCCGUAACCAUACCGUAUUCAACUACACCUAUCCGGAGCUGCAGAGAUGGAACUAUGGCAGUAAGAAGGAACACAUCGACGCAAUCCACGUGCUGCUAGACCAGAAAUAUGCCAGCCAUAAGGCUGAUACCCUCAAAAAAAAGGGAGUAGGUGAGGUCGAAGCACUUGAAGUUGUUGUCAAUGUCAGCUUCUACAAAUUUCUCUUCUCCGGCAUGCCUUUCAACGUGAAGAUAUAUCUUCAAUAUGGUGAAAAGAAGGACCCUGCAAAGGAUUGUAUUGGAAAUGUCUAUAACUUCAGCGCCCCUUCUAGUUCCGACGGGAAAGAAGUCUGCUCAAACUGCACGAUCCUCGAGAUGACCAGAGCCACGUGCAACGCACAGGUGGUUAUCAGCCACAUGUUGAAAUUCUUCCCCCUCUAUCCAGGUGAUGAAAAUAUUGACAUCGAGAACGCGAACCAGGUAGAACAGUUCUUGAAAAAGCGCCUCUAUGUUCAGAUAGUUUCGGCCACCGGCCGGGAAAUUGUGCCGCCCAACACGGAAAAUGAUAAGCCCGCCGUCACUGUGGCUGUUGCACAUACUGUAGCCAAAUACUCGACUGAUGCGACAAAAACAGUGUUCGGAGCAUUCCAGAAUUUCAUCUCUCUAGCAGGGGAUGUCGCUGAGCUUUUGGUCGUCGGUACGGGGGCGCUGGUCUUAACUGGAACUGGUGCCAUUCUCGGCACAGUCAAUGCCACAGGAGAUGUGAUUCUAGGCGACGGUGCCACAAAGAGCCUGAGGGAAGUAUCUGGGAUUACUAACAGCGGAGCACGAGACCUUGUCAACCUUGCAGGGGACCUUACGGAUACUGCUACUGGCGUAUUGGGUGGUACGCUCGGCCGCCUUGGUGGUAGCGGCAGGAGAGGCGAUGGAAGUGGAGGAAGCGGUGGAUUCGGACUCUUUUAAUAUGGCAGAUCGCAGCAUACCCAGAGUUCUGUAAUGGCUUGAUGCUUCGUGAAAUGAAUUCUAACAGCCCUACGUCCAAAAAAGGAAAAAAACAGAAAAAAACAGAAAAUCGGACAGGCAGAAGAAACUGCCAAGGUCAAUGUGCGAAACCGCUGUCUAUUUCACUAUCAUUACUCUUUUUGAAUUACUCUCCCUCUCGGGCAGUUACUCCCUGUUUACACACUCAUUUACAUCCUGAGUCAUUUAUAAUGUUGCGUAUGACUUCUCGGAUAGCUAAGUAUGGCUCAAAAACGGGCCAUAUACGCUAGUAUUUAUGAGGACUACCAAGAAUGAUCAACUUUAUGAUUCCAUGCUAUUUUGCCUAAUAUAUCUUGUGAAGCAUAUAUGAAGAAAUAGGUACGGCUUGAAAACAGUAAUAGGUCACCAUCAUGGAUGAUAGACCUGCUGCGUUGUGCCGGGAACAUCACACAGAAUAGCUCAUUUGUCAAACGAAGAAGAGCACAGUUAUUAAUUUCCUUGCCUAUAUACGUUGGAAAACCAAAUGAUAGUGACACCAAUAUCCAUCCCUAGACCACAUUUAUUCAUAUGAUACUCGCCAUUAGUUAU
Blastomyces dermatitidis ER-3 is the source of this 4879-nucleotide messenger RNA. RefSeq names its product tyrosinase. Gene Ontology annotation, molecular function: oxidoreductase activity. The transcript has 9 exons. The record is from RefSeq and is a predicted model, not a curated record. Lineage: Eukaryota; Fungi; Ascomycota; Eurotiomycetes; Onygenales; Ajellomycetaceae. The coding region runs from base 2027 to 4273 and encodes 748 amino acids.